Molecule: messenger RNA, 2677 nt
Organism: Andrographis paniculata
Lineage: Eukaryota; Viridiplantae; Streptophyta; Magnoliopsida; Lamiales; Acanthaceae
Exons: 2
Coding region: 327-2243 (638 amino acids)
Biological process (GO): endonucleolytic cleavage in ITS1 to separate SSU-rRNA from 5.8S rRNA and LSU-rRNA from tricistronic rRNA transcript (SSU-rRNA, 5.8S rRNA, LSU-rRNA)
Cellular component (GO): 90S preribosome; nucleolus
Source: RefSeq, a predicted model, not a curated record
UGCUAACCCUAACGUGGAGGAGAAACAGCAAUUGAUUUUCUCGGAAGUGGCACAGAAUGCCGGCAGAUGGUCCAUCGUCGUAGGUAUCCGGAAGAUAUCGCCGUUUUCACGGUUUAGGCUGCUACCAUUUUGCUCGUCUCCACUUCGGGAAUCCCUUUUUCAUCUCAACUGGUUCUGCUAAUUUUCGGUGUAAAUCGUAUAUUGUCUAGGCAGUUGCAUCGAUUCAUAUUCGAAAUAGUUAUUAAGUUGAUUCGGUUGUGCAAGUAUCGUAUCGUAAUCUGCCGUUCCAGUUUCCAGUCGCCCGAUACAAAUUUGUGCCGGCGGCAAUGGGAAUGAAACUUUUCGAUGACGAUGGCGACGUCUCCGGUGAGCUGUCCAAAAUUGAGAUUAAUCCUGAAUUUGCGAAGAAGUACGAGCAUAACAAGAAGCGGGAGGAACUUCAGAAAUACGAGGAGCUCAAGAAGCAAGGUCGAAUCGAUUCUUCAAGCUCAGACUCGGAAGGGGAGCCUUCCGAGGACGAACCAUUGAUCGAGGCGGAUAAGAAAUCGGAUGUCAAGUUUCUUGAAGCGCUAUUAAAGUUGAAAAAUAAUGACCCCGUACUGAGUAAGAAGGAUGCAAAGUUGUUCGAUUACGAUGCUGAGAGUGACGGCGAAGGCGAAGACGAAGACGAAGGCGAGAAAGCGAGGAAGGAUAAAAAAAGGCCAAUGUACUUGAAAGAUGUCGUUUCGCAGCAUUUGAUUGAGGCUGGCCCCGAAUUUGACGAUGAAGAUGAUAAUGCUGGCGACGAGAUGCAGAAUAGGGUUAAGAGUUAUUCUGAAGAACAAGAAGAACUAAAGCGCGAAUUUUUGAAUGCAGUGAAGGACGCAGAAAAUGACGAUGAGGAAGGUGACUUUUUGAAAGUGAAGGAUAAUGUGAAUAAAAUGGAUGAAGAGGAGGAUGAGAUUGGGGGCAAGUUGAAUGAGUAUUUUGGGGGAGAUGGGAAAUUGGACGAUGCUAGUAUGUUUUUGAAGGAUUAUAUUGGAAAAAGGAUGUGGAUUGAUGUUGAGAAAGGUAAGCGUGGUCUUGAGGAGGAGAUGAAUGAACUUUCAGAUGUGGAAGACUUGGAGGUUCAUGAGGAUUAUGAAAGAGAAUACAAUUUUAGGUUUGAGGAGAAUGCGGGCGAUCGGAUUCUGGGCCAUGCAAGAAAGAUUGAGGGAUCUGUGAGAAAGAAGGAUAAUGCAAGGAAGCAGCAGAGGGAAAGGAAAGAAGAGAGAAUUGCACAGGCGGCAGCUGAACAGAAAGAAGAGCUGAAGAGAUUGAAGAACUUGAAGAAAAAGGAAAUAAGAGAGAAGCUUGAUAAAAUUAGGGAGGUUGCGGGGAUUGCGGAGGAUGGUGCUGGCUUCCUGGACGAGGAUGAUUUGGAGGAUGAAUUUGAUCCUGACGAUUAUGAUAGAAAGAUGAAAGAAGCCUUUGGUGAUCGCUACUAUGAGGCAGAGGAUAUUGAUCCAAACUUUGCAAGUGACCAUGACGAAGAUGGGGCUGACAUUGAGAAGCCCAAUUUUGACAAGGAAGAUGAGCUGCUGGGACUCGCGAAGGGAUGGGAUGAAUUGGAGAAACCGGGUGAAGGUUUCAUGUCAACUAGGCAAAGGAUUUUGAAGGACAAAGUUGCAGACAGGGAUGAGAGUGAUGCUGAAGAUGACAGUGAAGAAGAACAUAAAGAAGGUAAGAGGAAGAGAAAGCGGAAGGCUAGUGAAGUAGAGAAAGCCGUUAGGGAGCAGCUAAUGGAGGAGUAUUAUAAGCUGGACUAUGAGGACACUGUAGGAGACUUGAAAACAAGAUUCAAGUACAAAACAGUGAAGCCUAAGAGAUAUGGGCUGACCCCAGAAGAGGUUCUGAUGAUGGAGGACAAGGAAUUGAAUCAGUAUGUUUCUCUGAAGAAGUUGGCUCCCUACAGGGAGAAGGAAUGGAAGGUGCCUCGUAUCAAAACCUUGCAGCUAAAAGAGACGUCCAAGAAAUUAAGCCAUGGCGAAGCAUCUGCUUCCAAUAAGAAAGAUAACAAGAAGAGAACCCAUGAAAUGGAAACUGAAAGGGAACCCAAAGGAGAGGGCCAGCAGCCUGCAGAAACAAGUGGAGAUAAUGGCAACAUAUCCAGACGGAGUAAGAGGAGAAAGCGUCAAGCUGAACUUAAAUUAUCGCGUUCCAGGCUUAUGGCUUAUGGGAAAAUACCCUCUAAAUCUAAGGCUAAAGAUCGGAAUAGAGCCUGAUGCUUGUUGUUCGGGGAAAGUUUUGCGCCAUAUUUCUAGAUAUUUUGCAGGCAGGAGUUCAAGAAUGUGCAAGAGUUAUGGCAUAUUGAUUAAUGUCUAUGCAGAUACUUAGCUUUUAGCUUUUAGCAAGACGGACUUGUUGAAGCUCACAUGAAGAUGAUUCAGCUUGAGUGUUACAUGAUUUUUCAAUGACAACACUGAAUCAUACAUAACCUUGCGACAUAGCAUUUUAUUACUUACUUUUCUUUCUGCCUUUCUUCUCAUAGUUUCAAAUCCAUACAGCUUCUUACAAUAUGGAUUUGAAUCCACACGAGGAUUGGAAUUUGUAUCAUGUCUUCCUUUGUAUUCUUGUUAUUCAACAUCAAGAUCUUGUGGUUCAUAUUGGAGUAAAUUCGAAAUACAUUAUGCAAAAGAAAUGAAGACCUUUAUUGAAA